This is a messenger RNA of Hydra vulgaris (swiftwater hydra), 1029 nucleotides long. Its product is annotated as vesicle-associated membrane protein-associated protein B. The record is from RefSeq and is a predicted model, not a curated record. Gene Ontology annotation, biological process: endoplasmic reticulum membrane organization. NCBI's taxonomy places the organism in Eukaryota, Metazoa, Cnidaria, Hydrozoa, Anthoathecata, Hydridae. Gene Ontology annotation, cellular component: plasma membrane; endoplasmic reticulum membrane. Gene Ontology annotation, molecular function: FFAT motif binding.
UUUUGCUUUUUAAUAUAGACGUAACUGUCGUACUAUAAUGGCUGCUCAAAUGAUACAAUCGUUGUUAUAAUUUAUUUACGUGUAAUGAAGAUCUAUGAAUUGAUUUAUAAGAUAUCAUAGCCGAUCAUUUUUAAUAGUCGAAUUGUAUUAUUACCUGGAGUUUUAGGAUGAGUGCAACUUUACCUCCACAAAAGAUUGAAAAAUUGCAGCAAAUAUUAAUAAUUGAACCAGAAAAUGAGCUGGUGUUUCGAGGUCCUUUCAAAGAUGUUGUUACCACAAUUCUAAAGUUAAAGAAUCCCUCUGAUAAAAAGGUUUGCUUUAAGGUCAAAACAACUGCUCCAAAGAGGUAUUGUGUUCGUCCAAAUUGUGGUCUUAUUGCACCGGAUGCUUCUGUUAAUGUAGCAGUGAUGCUGCAACCAUUUGACAGCAAAGAUUCAGCUGAAGUUCGAAAGCACAAAUUUCUUGUACAGUCUAUCUUUCCUACUGAUGAUGUUGCUGCUAGUGAUGUUGAGGCUUUAUGGAAAAAUUUACCAAACAAAUACCCAGUGAUGGAUUCAAAAUUAAAAUGUGUUUUUGAGCUUCCUUCUGAUGAAAAUGCUACUGAAAAGGAAUCUGAAGUUCUUGUAUCUCCUGGAAACAACUCUCAAGAGAAGCCUACCCCAGUUACCACAGCAGCCAAAGAAUCUGUAAGCAUGCCAGCUGCCAGUUCAACUCCAUCAACAAAAGAUACCCAUGAAAAUAAACCUUUGGAACCCAAAGUUGUAUUUAAAUUAUCUAAAGAUCCUUCUACUCCAGUAAAAGAGCAACCUCCGCAAUCGUUUGCACUUUCGCCAUCUAUUCCGAAAAAGACAAAUUCAAAUGAACAUGAACACUUUCGUGAACAUCAUUCUUUAUCUACGAAGGAACCCAGUUUUCUUCCUAUGUCAAUGAUUAUCGGAAUGAUUCUUGCUCUUAUAAUUGGAAUAAUAAUUGGCAAGUUUGCUUUGUAAUAGAAUGUAACCUUAAAUUAUAAUAAAUAAUUUUUUUUCU